UCUCACAGAAUCCCCCAAAGUACUCACAAGAACUUGAAUCCCUUUUUGGUAUCACAGCUUUCUUGACAUGCUGGAAGCCAUAACUUCUUGAGUCUUCCUCAUGAGGCUUGUUGGUAGAAUAAAGAAAGGACCAUGUACCCAUAGACUUUUACACACACACACACACACACACACACACACACACACAAAUACUGAACUGUAUUUGAACCUCAGAUUUGCCACCUAAUAACUUACGAUGCUUGGUAAAUUUCAUAUAGAUGUCUUGCUUUGCUUUUCCUCUGAUGCUGUUUCUGAGAUUAGGAAAAACAGAAAUACAUGCCUUUUAUCUCCACUUUUCCUUUUUGGUUUUAAGGCAGGCAGACCUCUGCUUCAGGUCUGCCCUUUAAGGAACCGUAUGGGAAUUGGCAAUUAGCACCCACAUUCUGGCGUAGUGAGGUCAUUUGCUUCUAAUUACUGAGCCCCUUCCUGGGUGUUAUGAGAUGAUGACCUUCUGAGGAUUUUGAGAAGUUGUUCCCGGUUCAUUCAGUUUCUUGCCUCUCUUCUUGGUGGAGAUGCUGAGGGUAGUACACCUGAUAUCUGUCUCUCCUCAUCUCUAGAACACAGUGUUUUAGACUUUGGGUUCUCAUAAAUCAGAGCUGGGACUUUGAGAUGAAGUUCUGUAAGCAUGCUAAUCAAGACUUAGGGAUCAUUUAUUCUAGGCUUCUUGUAUUUCAGGCAUAGACACAAGCCUAGAGAGCAGUGUCUUGUUCAAGAUGACACAGUCGGUCAGGGAUAGAGUGAAUAUCUGAAGAUAUUUCCAAGGGCAAAUGGAAAGCCCUGCAAAGGCUAAGCCCGCUGAGGCCUACUGGAACAUAAAGCUAGGAGGGUUGGGGAGGGUGAGGGAUUUGUUCUGUGAUUUCCUUCCCUGCAUCUUGUUAAGAGUGAACACCUCACCUCUGGUUGCUUUGGUUUGCUCCCACAUAUCAUUACUUAGAGUGGACCUCAGUCUGUAGUGGGUGAUCUGAAACACACCCCAGUCCUAAAUUGUAUGCUUGGGGUCGUAGGUUACCAAGUUUACAGACAACAGUCUUGUGCCUCUGUGGACACGUGAUCAGGCUAUGAAUAGAUCUGAAGUUCUGGGAGAGCCUCAGCUCUUCCCCCACCUCUCUAUUCCCAGCAGCCUGCCUGCUGGUAAUUUCCUCAGUGCUCAGACAGCUAGACAGAGAAUGGAAACAGGGCAAUCUGCCCAUCCCCUUUUAGGAGGCAAUGCAGGCCCAAGUCUCUGUGAGUAGCCUCUGGCCUCUUGGGUCUCUGCUGUAUCAGGUCCAGUGCAAGUGUUUAGCAUUUAGGAGGAAAUAAUACCCUUAUGCCCUGGGUGGGAUUUUUUUUUUUUUUUUUUUUUUUUUAAUAAACCUAUGUUGGACCCUCAGUAAAUGAAAGGCACUGUACUAGGCUCUUUACACGUGUUAUCUCUAUUUUCCUACAACCUGUGAAAUGGGUAUUUAUUACUCUUAUUUUACAGACAUUACUAAAACUCAGAAAGAUUUACUAAGUAACCUACUGUCGCACAGCUCAUUACUUGAAUCCAGGCCUUCUGACCUUCGUCCUUUCUAAAUGACAGCUUCCCUGUUUAUAACUUUCUUUAGUAAAAAUUGGGCUAGGAUAAUUUGGAUGGACUAUCCUUGGAGCCACGUGUGUUGUUGAAUGAUCCCAUAUAACUCGGAGAAAUGGGGUGAACCUGAAGGAACAGGAAGAAGGCCUGUCAGUCUGUGAGCAGCAAAGGGAGCUAAGUGGAUGGCUAUAUCAGGAUGGUACCUGCCAAGCACCCAUGUGACUUUAGUGAACCAGGUCAGACAGUGGCUGUCCUGCAGGCUACUAACCAUAUUCCUCAAUAUGGCAUUCAAGGCACUCAGAGGUGGUGUUUCUGUUUCAAAGCCCCUAUUUUACCUCUCCUUACCUUCUGUCACACAGACUGUUCUUCAUUCUAUUGUUCAUCAAAUCUGCUGUCACCUUCCACGCAUGGGCAUUUAUAGGCUCUAUCAUGAUUCUAGUCAGAAAAUAACUGUUGACCACUAGGGCUGAGCAGACAGUUUUGAAUACUCAGUCAUCCCAUAGUCAUUUUUUUAAAAAAUGUUUAUUUAUUUAUUUUGAGACAGAGAGAGAGAGAGAGCGAGCACGUGUGAGCAGUGGGGAGAAGCAGAGAGGAGAGAGAGAGAGAGUCCCAAACUGAUGGCGUGGAGCUGAUGGCAUGAAGCCUGAUGCGGGGCUUGAUUCUAUGAACCAUGAGAUCAUAACCUGAGCUGAAAUCAAGAGUCCGAUGCCUAACCAGCUGAGCCACCCAGGCGCCCCAACCCGUAGUCAUUUUGGUCUGGAGCUCUCUCAUUCAUUCUUUGAUUCAUUUGUGUAUUCAGCCAUUCUAACAUACUGGGCACUCCUUUUCCAGGUACUGUAUGAAGCCCUGGGAAUCAGUAUAAUGAAAAGACAGACAGGGUUUGGGUUCUCCUAGAGCUUACAGUGUAGCAGGGAAGGCAAAAAUGAAGCAGAUAAUUAUAAUGAAGUCUGAUGAGUGUCAUAAAGUGGAAAUAAGGGAUGUGAUGAGAGGGUACAUACUGCAAAGGAACCUAAUAUUGUUUAGAGUGUCAGGAAAGACCUCACAUUACCUGAGGAGAUGAUGUUUAAGUGAGACCUGAGGAUUGAGAAAAAUUAGCUAAGUAAAUGGGGUUAAGAAAGGUGCUUUUUAGAUGGCAGGCUGAGUAUAUGCAAAGACCUGGAAGCCAGGUGGUAGGAAAUAAGGCCAGGUUCAUGUUGCUUCAUUUAUUAAGCAACCAUUUACAGAUGAUGGGUUUUAUAUCAUGUGCACUGUGCUGGGGGCUAGGGACAUAAAAAACAAUCAGAUGGCCCCUUCCUGCCUGGAGAAAUUCAGUCAGGAGCAGUGGCAUCACUUCUUGGUAACCAGUAUGCUAAGGUCACCUUAGAUCUUGGACUCAGGCUCCUUGGUCCCAUGUGACAGGACUUAGCACCUUUAGAGAAAUGGUCUGCCCUUGAGCAUUUGGCCCAUCUGUCAAGCAGAGAGGAUAUGGACCUCAGUUGGACACUUGCAGCAUUUGCUCUCAUUCCUGGCUUCACACUCACCAGAUCCUUGAUUGAUGGGGUUCGUCUACAGACUUGAGGUUGAUGGAGGCCCAGAGAUUGACUUUUUACCCCAGCGGGAACAUAGUAGAGCCUUUCUGGCUGAGACGAAGUUGCCUUGGUUUUCAGUGCUUUUUAUCCCUCGUCUCAUACUUGUUAUUCGGAUUGAGUGGUAUCAGACCCAUCCAUUUUUUUGAAUACAUUUCUGUUGUUCUGACUUGUGGCACUGCUUAUGGACAGAAGUCUUAGGGGCAGUUUGUCUUGACUGUGCACUACAUGACUGCAGGGUGCACAACAGACUGUUGUGAAUGGGGCUGCCCCUCCCUAAUUAUGCAACAAUGCAUCCCUGUGGCUCUGGUUGAAGGGAAGUUAUUUAAACACUGACUGUGUGCCUCGGGCUAGGUGGUUGAUAUUCUUGACUUCACUUAAGAGUCUCAGUAAUGCUCUGAGAUAACAGGAGGACACUCAGGUCCCACCGCAGAGUCACUAACAUGCCAGCUGGGGACAGAGUCCAAUUGUGGUUGGAAGAAACCUUAUAUUUACCAAGCACCUAACUAUAGGUCAGACCAGAGAUGGAUACAAAUUCCAGUUCCUGUUUGGAUCUUUCAGUGUGAUGGUUGGACAAAUGAUUACAGUAAAAACAACUUGAGUUUUGCCGGAUUGACAAGCCCCUGUGCCACAGUGAGGAUGAGAAGCUCAGCUUUGAUGCAGUCCGCAGCAUCCACAAGCUGAUGGACGACGAUGCCAAUGGUGACGUGGAUGUGGAAGAAAGCGAUGAGUUCCUGAGGGAAGACCUCAAUUACCAUGAUCCGACAGUGAAACACAGCACCUUCCAUGGUGAGGAUAAGCUCAUCAGUGUGGAGGACCUGUGGAAGGCAUGGAAGUCUUCAGAAGUGUACAACUGGACCGUGGAUGAGGUGGUGCAGUGGCUGAUCACGUACGUGGAGCUGCCUCAGUAUGAAGAAACCUUCCGGAAGCUGCAGCUGAGUGGCCAUGCCAUGCCGAGGCUUGCUGUGACCAACACCACCAUGACAGGGACUGUACUAAAGAUGACAGACCGGAGCCAUCGGCAGAAGCUGCAGCUGAAGGCCCUGGAUACAGUGCUAUUUGGGCCUCCUCUCUUGACCCGCCAUAAUCACCUCAAGGACUUCAUGCUGGUGGUGUCGAUCGUUAUUGGUGUGGGUGGCUGCUGGUUUGCCUACAUCCAAAACCGUUACUCAAAGGAGCACAUGAAGAAGAUGAUGAAGGAUCUGGAGGGGUUACACAGAGCUGAGCAGAGUCUGCAUGACCUUCAGGAAAGGCUGCACAAGGCCCAAGAGGAGCACCGCACAGUGGAGGUGGAGAAGGUACAUCUGGAGAAGAAGCUGCGUGAUGAGAUCAACCUUGCCAAGCAGGAAGCCCAGCGGCUGAAGGAGCUGCGGGAGGGUACUGAGAAUGAGCGGAGCCGCCAAAAAUAUGCAGAGGAGGAGUUGGAGCAGGUUCGGGAAGCCCUGAGGAAAGCAGAGAAGGAACUGGAAUCACACAGCUCAUGGUAUGCUCCAGAGGCCCUUCAGAAGUGGCUGCAGCUGACCCACGAGGUGGAGGUGCAGUACUAUAACAUCAAGAAGCAAAAUGCUGAGAAGCAGCUGCUGGUGGCCAAGGAAGGGGCUGAGAAGAUAAAAAAGAAGAGAAACACACUCUUUGGCACCUUCCACGUGGCCCACAGCUCUUCCCUGGAUGAUGUGGAUCACAAAAUCCUCACUGCGAAGCAAGCUCUGAGUGAGGUGACGGCAGCACUGAGGGAGCGCCUGCACCGCUGGCAGCAGAUUGAGAUCCUCUGUGGCUUCCAGAUUGUCAACAAUCCUGGCAUCCACUCCCUGGUGGCUGCUCUCAACAUAGACCCCAGCUGGAUGGGCAGCACGCGCCCCAACCCUGCCCACUUCAUCAUGACCGACGACGUGGAUGACAUGGAUGAGGAGAUUGUGUCACCCUUGUCCAUGCAAUAUGCUGCCUGGCUGAUGGGGCGUAGGUUCAGUGACCGCUCUCUCUGCUCAGCAUCCGCCGGCUCGGAUGAUCAGUCCCUCUGGAAAUACCCGGCUCCCACCCUGCAGUGCAGUGUCCGGCAGCGCCUGACGGAACCACAGCACGGCCUGGGAUCUCAGAGGGAUUUGACCCUUUCCGAUUCGGAGUCCUCCCUCCACAUGAGUGACCGCCAGCGUAUGGCCCCCAAGCCUCCUCAGAUGGUCCGUGCUGCAGAUGAGGCCCUCAACGCCAUGACCUCCAAUGGCAGCCACCGGCUGAUUGAGGGGGUCCACCCCGGGUCUUUGGUGGAGAAACUGCCUGACAGCCCUGCUCUGGCCAAGAAGGCACUACUGGCGCUGAACCAUGGGCUGGACAAGGCCCACAGCCUGAUGGAGCUGAGCCCCUCAGCCCCACCUGGUGGCUCUCCACUUUUGGAUUCUUCCCGUUCUCACAGCUCCAGUUCCCCAGACCCAGACACACCAUCUCCGGUUGGGGACGGCAGAGCCCUGCAGGCUAGCCGAAAUACACGCAUUCCCCAUCUGGCUGGCAAGAAGGCUGUGGCUGAGGAGGAUAAUGGCUCCAUUGGUGAGGAGACAGACUCCAGCCCAGGCCGGAAGAAGUUUCCCCUCAAAAUCUUUAAGAAGCCUCUUAAGAAGUAGUCAGGAUGAGAGUGGCAGUGGCGGGACAGCUUGCCCUUCCCUGGUCUUCUGCCUCUCUUUCUUCCCCUUCCAAGAUCCCUGGCCCCUAGAGUGGGGCAUGGGAGGGGCUGGCCCAGGGGCCUCGGCACUGUACAUACCUGCCCCCCCCAUCCUUGGGUCCUUCAACAUUAUUUAUUAACUGACCACCAUGGCCUGCCUGCCCUGCCCUCCCACCCACGGGCUGCCGCUGCCACUCCCUCUCUACUUCAGUGCAUGUCUUAGUUGCUGUCCCCUCAGCUCCCAGCUCCACUUCUGGGGUCCAGCUUCUGUCUCUGCUGUCCCAGUUAUGAAGUUUGGUUUCUUGUUUCUCUGUGUUUCCUGCUUUCAGGCUCCUCCCUCCCACCACUCCGCAACUUCCCCUAGCAGCUUGGGGGGGGAGGGGGGGAAGAUAGGAGGAGAAACUUCUGACGUCUGUGCCUCAGACCUGUUCCACCCCAUCUACGAUGGUUCUGUUUGCCUCAGACUGGGGCGGGCCUAGGGUCUAUUGCUUGAGGUUUGUUCUUUGGGAGUGUGGUGGGCCAGAAGGAAACUUGGCCUGGAGCUCUCUUGAGCCUCUAGGGGUCCAUGGGGGAGUGGAACACAUUCCCAGAGAAUAAGCUACUAGAGAAUUUUGAAGAGAGGCCAGGCUAGGGGGUAGGUUGGGAGAGACUCCUCUUAGUUGGAGCAUGAGUAGAUGCCAGAGUUGUGGGCUAUAAGGUAGUCACCUUUUCUCUCUACUCUCACCCACACCUGCGUCUUUCUUAUCCCUGCUCCCCCCCAUACUGCAGGAGGGUUUGACUAUAAGAGGUGCUGCCCAAAUGCUCCCCCAAGCAUCAGUACUCCUGGAGCUCAGGACAAAUGGCUCCCCUGGCCAUGGGAGUCUCAGCCAUGAUACAGGGCUCAAAUGGGGCCCUGAAAUGGUUGGGCAGGAUAUUGUUGCAUUUGAACCAAAAAACAUUUUUAAAUUGAAAAAAUAAAUCUCCUGAAUUUCCCAAGUGCCUGCACCACAUACUCCCCUUGUCAGACCCCAUUUUCAUGUUACUGCAUAGCUUGGGCCAGAGGCUCAAAAAGGACACAGCUGGUUUAGGGAAGGGGGUGGCUAAGGAAGAUGUAGGUGAAGGCAGCUGUGUGACCUCUUCCCCCACUCCCUUCCCACCCUCUAGACAAGUCUCUCCCUUACCUGUUUUUGCUAUGGCUGUAAAGGUAUUUUCCUGUUGCCCCACUCCCUCCCAUGCCUUUACUCUGGGAUCCUAUUUGGGGCCUGGGGUGCAGGCACCUGGGGCUGGUCUUAGGAGGGUGCUAGGCUGCAGACUGCCUUGUACCCCCUGGGCACCCUCACAUGGGUUUUUCUGUGUUAUUUCAUAAGACUCUUUGAAGUCCAAUAAAGCAUGUAGGAGAUUUUAA
Molecule: messenger RNA, 7190 nt
Organism: Panthera uncia (snow leopard)
Lineage: Eukaryota; Metazoa; Chordata; Mammalia; Carnivora; Felidae
Gene: STIM1
Product: stromal interaction molecule 1
Exons: 15
Coding region: 3840-5768 (642 amino acids)
Biological process (GO): activation of store-operated calcium channel activity; store-operated calcium entry; intracellular calcium ion homeostasis
Cellular component (GO): plasma membrane; endoplasmic reticulum
Molecular function (GO): calcium ion binding; protein binding; calcium channel regulator activity
Source: RefSeq, a predicted model, not a curated record